Messenger RNA from Plasmodium reichenowi, 969 nucleotides. Lineage: Eukaryota; Apicomplexa; Aconoidasida; Haemosporida; Plasmodiidae. The record is from the annotation of a RefSeq genome assembly.
GAACAUAAUCAAAGGAACCAUAAAAACACUACACUUCAUACACCAACUACGAGGUUAUUAUCCGAGUGUGAAUUAUAAGCACCCGCAAAUUAUGACAGCAUUCCAGAGAUGAAAAAGACAAUGCAACAAUUUGAGGAUCGUACAUCAGAAAGGUUUCACGAAUAUGACGACCGUAUGAAAACUACACGCCAAAAAAGUAAAGAAGAACGUGAUAAAGAAAUCCAAAAAAUUAUUUUAAAAGAUAAAUUAGAAAAACAAAUGGCACAAAAGUUAACCACAUUACACACGGAUAUACAAAGUAACGCCAUUCAAACGUGUAUUUGCGAAAAAUCCUUAGCAGAUAAAGUUGAAAAAGGAUGUUUAGGAUUUGCAAGUGUAUUAGGAGGUGGUAUUUCCCCAGGGUGGGGUUUGGUCUGUGGUGUAGGAUAUGCCGCAUGGACAAAUUAUGUUACCCAAAUGGCUAUACAAAAGGGUAUUGAAGCAGGUGUUAAAUGGGGGAUUGAAAGUUUAAAAGACUUUUCUGGUCUAUAUAAAUUAAUUGGGGUUUCCAAAAUAGAUAAUUUGAUUAAUUCAGCAAAUUAUGCUAAUGGAACGACAUAUGUUAAUUUUAUUCAGCAAGUAAAAACUUCAAUGGGCGAAAAUGGACUUAAUCCUACGUAUACAUUUUGUAAAGCUGCAAGUUAUCAGAAAACAGAUACAUUUUUACAGAGUGCAUCAGGAAUUGCAGACAAUGCUAAGUAUAGUGCUCAACUGGCUGAAAAAAAAGCAUUAAAUGCAGAGAUACCUACUACUAAUGCUUUAACAACUGCUAUAAUAGCUUCUCUUGUUGCAAUUGUAGUUAUAGUUAUAGUUUUGGUUAUGAUUAUAAUUUAUUUAAUUUUACGUUAUCGUAGAAGAAAAAAAAUGAAAAAAAAAACUACAAUAUAUCAAAUUAUUAAAAGAAUAGAUAUUAUGUGUUUGGUAUUUUGA